AUGAUUGGUCAAGAUCCACAGCCAAUCAGUUCUGAAGAUUCUGUCAAGAAAUUUGAGACAAGGAUGACACAGAACCAUUUCUUCCAACUCAUCUCUGAAAUUAAUAAACCAACAGAUCUUAAGGAGGAGCCAGAUGUGGUAGAUUAUCGCCAACUACAAAGGCAGGCUAUCAGAGAUAUGGGAUUUGGCACCUUGCUGGAUCUCAAAAUUAAAAAUAUUCCAACAGCCUUAUGUAAUUUUCUGGCAAACAAUUUCCAGACCGGUGCAAGACAAGUCCCAUUGAAUGGGAACAAUGUACUGGAUAUUAAACAAGAAGAUGUUGUUGCUGUACUUGAUCUUCCUCAUGGACCCAAACCAGUGGAAGAAUUCAAACAGAAUGAUCCCGCUAUAACGGACCACGCUGAGAUGGUGGAUGCAUUCAAGAAAAGAAUGGGAUACAGUAAUAAAUUCCUGUCAACGAGAUCCACCGCGGCACAAUUAAUUGCUGGUCGAAAAGAUUUUGGUGAUGACUUCAAACGAGAUUUCCUUGUCUUCGUUGUGAGCACAUUCCUACAUGGAAACACCACUUCCAGGAUCACAAUGAACAUCUUGAAGUCCCUCGUGAACAUCAAUGAAGUGACGCAAUACAAUUGGUGUCAAUAUGUGAUUGAUGCACUGGUGAAAGGAUGCAAAAGUCACCACGAUGGAAAACCAUUCACCGGACCAAUCACUUUUUUCCUGUUGUGCUACCUUGACAGGUGUGAGUAUGAGAGAGCACAUCUGAGGUCAUUCCCUGUGAUCAAAUCUUGGGAUCAAAAGAUGCUGGACGACAGAAUAAGACUUCAGGGAAGCAAUUUCAUAGAUGUCCAGACACUUGAACGUCUUAAGAAACCGUCCUCAGCAGCAUCCCGAGAUGAACAACCAGAGGCUGAAUCACAGGAGGAUACAUAG
Oldenlandia corymbosa var. corymbosa is the source of this 930-nucleotide messenger RNA. The record is from the annotation of a GenBank genome assembly. NCBI's taxonomy places the organism in Eukaryota, Viridiplantae, Streptophyta, Magnoliopsida, Gentianales, Rubiaceae.